AUGCCUGCCACAGAGAGUCCCAGCGCUGUACGCGGCUUUCCUACCAUCAAGCAUGUCCGCACCUUCAUCACCCAGGGUGUCGGCUCAGGUGGAGACUACCACAAUGUAGAUGGAGGUCACUGGCUGGUGGAUAGCAAGAUUUCCACUCCUAUGUCACAGUACGAGCAGUACAGGAAGUCGAGGCUGAGCUGGGGCAUCAAUGUCCUUGGCUCGUUCUGCGUUGAGUUGGAGGCUACAGAUGGCACCAAGGGAUUCGCUACUGGUUUCGGUGGACCACCAGCAUGUUGGUUGGUAGCUGAGCAUUUCGAGCGGUUCCUUAUUGGCAAAGACCCAAGAGACACAAAUCACAUGUUCGAGCAGAUGUAUCGAGCAUCCAUGUUCUACGGCCGCAAAGGUCUCCCAGUCGCUGUCAUCUCCGUUAUUGAUCUUGCUAUUUGGGAUCUCCUAGGCAAGAUCCGAAAUGAACCAGUAUACAAAAUGAUUGGAGGAGCCACACGUGAGAGGCUUAACUUCUACUGCACUGGCCCGGAGCCUGCAGCUGCAAAGGAGAUGGGCUUUUUCGGCGCUAAGGUGCCGCUUCCAUAUGGACCUGGAGAGGGUGUAGAGGGCUUGAAGAAGAACGUCGAGUUCCUCACAAAGCACCGCGAAAGCGUCGGACCUGAUUUCCCUCUUAUGGUCGAUUGUUACAUGAGCUUGAACGUUCCGUAUACAAUUGAAGUGGUCAAGGCUACCGAACACCUCAACCUCAACUGGUGGGAGGAGUGCUUGUCCCCCGAUGACACCGAUGGCUUCGAGCUCCUCAAGCGAGCACACCCAAGAAUGAAGUUCACCACAGGCGAGCACGAGUACUCGAGAUAUGGGUUCAGGAAAUUGAUCGAGGGCCGCAAUUUGGAUAUCCUGCAGCCCGAUGUCAUGUGGGUUGGCGGUUUGACUGAGCUCCUCAAGGUCUCUGCCAUGGCUGCAGCAUACGACAUACCCGUUGUCCCUCACGCCAGCGGCCCAUACUCAUACCAUUUCGUGGUCAGCCAGGCCAACUCGCCGUUCCAAGAGUAUCUCGCCAACUCUCCAGAUGGCAAGUCGGUGCUGCCAGUGUUCGGUGACAUGUUCUUGAACGAGCCCAUUCCCGUUAAGGGCUAUCUCGAUGUAUCUGAUCUCGACAAGCCAGGCUUUGGUCUUGAGCUCAACCCCAAUGCUCGUUUGAUCGAUGCCGCGAGAAUUCUUAACCCAGCACCAGUCAUGUCACUCAAAGCCCCCGAGCAGGAGCCUGCGGAUGCACAGGUCAAUGGGGCGAAACCCGUCAAAGAUACCAUCAACAGCGCUCUCGAGGCGUUGCACCUCACUGGCGGUGAGCAGGGUGCUCCCGCAAAGGAGCCCACCGAGGAACAGCUCAAGGAGCUCCGAUCCAAAUAUGAGAAGGCCGGCCAGGAGCAGGUCUUUGCCUUUUACGAUAAACUCUCCACCGCCGAGAAGGCCGGCAUCUUCGAGCAGCUCUCCAAGUUCGACCCCGACUACAUCAAUGAGAUCACUAACAAGGCGCUACACCCCCCUCAGACCGAGUCCACAGAGUCGAAAAUCGAGCCCCUCCCUUCCAAUGCCACCUCCUCCGUACUCGACUCAAAGGCCGAAGACCUCUCGAGCUGGUAUGAUAGCGGUUUGGAGCUGAUUGCUGAGAACAAGGUGGCGGUGGUGCUUAUGGCCGGUGGCCAGGGUACACGAUUGGGCAGCUCCGCACCCAAGGGAUGCUUUGACAUUGGUCUACCAAGCAAGAAGUCAUUGUUCCAGCUUCAGGGCGAGAGGAUCGCCAGAGCGGAGCAGCUGGCAAAGAAGAAGCAUGGAAAGGAGAGCGUCACUAUCCCUUGGUACGUCAUGACUAGCGGACCUACGCGCGGACCGACAGAACGGUUCUUCCAGGAGAACAACUUCUUCGGCUUGAACAAGGAGAACGUCACCGUCUUUGAGCAAGGCGUACUUCCAUGCAUCUCCAACGAGGGCAAGAUCUUGCUUGAGAGCAAGGCCAAGGUUGCUGUUGCUCCCGAUGGUAAUGGCGGUCUCUACCAAGCUCUCGUCCAGUCCGGCGUCGUCGAGAACAUGCGCAAGCGUGGCAUCGAGCACAUCCACGCAUACUGCGUCGACAACUGCCUCGUCAAGGUUGCCGACCCAGCUUUUAUCGGAUUUGCAGCAUCUAAGAAGGUCGACAUUGCCACCAAGGUUGUGCGAAAGCGAAACGCUAAGGAAUCAGUUGGCCUCAUCCUGCAGAAGAAUGGACGCCCUGAUGUCGUCGAAUACUCUGAGAUCAGCAGUGAAGACGCAGAGGCCAAGGACCCCAAGGACUCCGAACUCUUGAAAUUCCGCGCUGCCAACAUCGUCAACCAUUAUUACUCAUUUGGCUUCCUAGAGAGCAUCCCCGAAUGGGCAAAGAAGCUCCCUCACCACGUUGCACGCAAGAAGAUUCCUUACGUCAACACUGAGACUGGCGAAACCGUGAAGCCCGAGAAGCCUAACGGCAUCAAGCUGGAGCAAUUCGUUUUCGACUGCUUCCCAUUCUUGGAGCUCGAGAAGUUUGCCUGCAUGGAGGUCAAGCGUGAGGACGAGUUUUCUCCAUUGAAGAACGCCCGUGGCACCGGCGAAGACGACCCGGACACCAGCAAGAAGGACAUCAUGACCCAGGGUGCCAAAUGGGUGCAGGCAGCGGGCGCCGUCGUUGUCAGUGAGAACGACGAGGGUGUUGAAGUGUCACCAUUGAUUUCCUACGGCGGAGAAGGUCUUGAAUUCCUCAAGAACCGCACGAUCAAGGCUCCGGCAGUCAUUGAGAAGGAGGAGUAG
Molecule: messenger RNA, 2823 nt
Organism: Aaosphaeria arxii CBS 175.79
Lineage: Eukaryota; Fungi; Ascomycota; Dothideomycetes; Pleosporales
Product: nucleotide-diphospho-sugar transferase
Exons: 6
Coding region: 1-2823 (940 amino acids)
Biological process (GO): UDP-N-acetylglucosamine biosynthetic process
Molecular function (GO): L-rhamnonate dehydratase activity; UDP-N-acetylglucosamine diphosphorylase activity
Source: RefSeq, a predicted model, not a curated record